Anopheles nili is the source of this 1671-nucleotide messenger RNA. RefSeq names its product bifunctional coenzyme A synthase (gene Ppat-Dpck). Lineage: Eukaryota; Metazoa; Arthropoda; Insecta; Diptera; Culicidae. The record is from RefSeq and is a predicted model, not a curated record. Gene Ontology annotation, molecular function: ATP binding; dephospho-CoA kinase activity. Gene Ontology annotation, biological process: coenzyme A biosynthetic process. The transcript is spliced from 2 exons. The coding region runs from base 1 to 1566 and encodes 521 amino acids.
AUGUCGUCUCGAACUGGCCUGCUGACGGCCGUACAUUUGACGAACAUUGCAAAAACACUGUCCGCAACUCGUUCGCACGCAUUGAAUACCUUAUACCUACAAUUUCACCCAAAAGUAGCCGAAAGUGUUACAUGCCCAAGGGCGCUUGGUCGAUUUGUCGCGAGUGUAUACCAAUCGUCUGUGAGCUGGAUCGGAAAUGAUGUAGAUUUGCGCAUUGUGACCGGAUCACUACGAUCGAGUGGUACCGGGUUUCAAUCGUUUGUUGAUCGAUCACAUCCAGCAAAGGUGGACUAUCUAUUUUACGACUACGCUCUCAGUUCAUCGUCGUUGGGUGAGGAAAAGAAUCUUGCCGAGCGGUAUCCGGGUGUGCAGGUGGUGGAGUUGGGUACGGAAAGCGUGGAAAGCUUUGGGUUGCCUCCGGAUGUUGAAAAGGAUACACAAACCUACCCUAAUGUGGUGCUCGGCGGAACGUUCGAUCGGCUACACGCUGGCCAUAAAGUAUUGCUCACACAGGCGGUCCUGCUUGCCACUGAACGGGUUGUUGUCGGUGUAACCGACGGUGCGAUGAUAAAGAGCAAAAAGCUUCAUGAACUAAUCCUCCCGGCAGAACGGCGGAUAGAGAUUGUAAAGGAGUUUCUGGAAGAAAUCGACGCAUCACUGCGCUACGAAGUGGUUCCGAUUCUCGAUCCUUUCGGACCUACAGCCACUGACCCGAAUAUGGACCUUAUUGUGGUCAGUACAGAAACGGCUCGCGGUGGCGCGAAAGUAAAUGAAUUACGCGAGCGCAACGGGUUGAACCAGCUGCAGGUGCAUACGAUUGAACUUCUGGACGAUGAGAGCACCAUUGAGGAUAAGGAGGACAAAAUUAGUUCCAGUAAUCAGCGCAUGGAUUUGCUAGGCAGUCGAUUGAAACCACGCAAGCCCACUCCAAGCAAUCUAGGGGUGAAACCGUACGUUAUCGGCUUGGUAGGUGGAAUCGCAUCUGGUAAGAGCAAAAUGCUCGACCGCUUUCGGCAACUCGGUGCUGGGGUUAUCGAUUGUGAUAAAAUCGGUCACGAGCUUUACGAACCGGGAGAGGAAUGCUACGAUGAAGUAGUGGCUGUAUUCGGCCGAGAAAUCCUUCAUCCAGAUGGAACAAUAAACCGCCAAGCUUUGGGUGGAAUUGUGUUCGCCGAUCGGGAAAAGUUGAACCAAUUAAACAAAAUCAUGUGGCAAAGGAUUGCGCAACGUUCGAAAGAGAAGAUCCGUACGCUUUACGAGCAACACGGCAAUGAAGUGGUCGUCAUGGAGGCCGCCUUACUGCUCCGUGCUGGAUGGCAUGAUAACUGCCACGAGGUGUGGUCGUGUAUUAUUCCCCGCGAUGAAGCAAUACGGCGAUUGAUGGAACGAAAUAACCUCUCGGAACAGGAUGCGAUGCAUCGCGUUGAAGCUCAGGUGUGUACUAAUGAGGAAAUGGUACAACAAUCGGACAUCGUUUUCUGUACCUUAUGGAGCUACGAGUACUCGCAGCAACAAGCGGAAAAAGCAUGGAGCAUUGUUCAAAAGGAGAUAAAGCUGAAACUUUAAGUUCAAAAGCUGCUCGUAGGAGAAUAUGGUUUUAUUUGUUUUAAACAGUUUUAAAUAUCUAUUCGAAAAUGGACACAGGGGAAAUAAAGAUAGAAAACGAUUAUA